AUGAAGGCAUACCUGUUUCUUGCGUUCUUCCUUCUACAACUCCACUCCUUCAAGCCGGCCGUCUCUUUGUCCGUAUUGGAAGAUGUAUGCAAUAACAUCUACUACGCGACCAUUCCCUGCCUCGCCAUAAUCGGCGCUGACCCCCGCAGCAAGAUCGUCAAGGACAUCCGUGAUGUGGUACUUAUCGCGCUCGACAUCUCCAACGAGAAAGCUAUCAAGAUCCAAUCGUACGCAAAGAAGCUGCUCGAGAACGCCACCGACGCCAACACUAAGCUACGGGCCGAGGCCGCCUACCAUAUUUUCACCGAUACAAUCAAGGGUCUCAAGUUCGUCGAGGAGUCGUUCAUCGCCAACUUGCUCCCCGGAGCCAAUUCGGUGGCGUUUGUUGCCAGAUAUUCGGAGCAGUCCGCAAGCAGCGUUAUCGAUUUGGCGCAGUUCAAGAACAAACCUAGUAAUAUAGGGUUUGGAGGAGAUGAUGUGUUUAUGAGAUCUGGUUUUAUUAAUUGGAAAAAAGCAAUUGAAAAAUUCAAUGAGCAUGUAGGUGGAGUUGGUAGUGCCCACAAUGAGGCAAGAAUACAGUUUGAGGGUUUCAAGAAUCAAAGACAAAGUGUGGAGUAUUCAUUUUCAUCAGGGAAACAUGAGCUUGAAGUUGCUUAUCGCAAACGCUUGACUUCCAUUUUAAAAGUAAUUCGAUUUUUGUUGUUACAAGGAUUGCCUUUUUGGGGACAUGAUGAGUCUUCGACAUCAUCCAAUAGAGGCAAUUUUUUAGAAUUGCUCAAAUGGUAUAGCUCAGAGUGUCCUGAAGUUGCGGUAGUUGUUGGAAUGAAUGCACCUGGAAAUAAUCAAAUGAUUGGCCCAAAAAUUCAAAAGCAAUUAGUGAAUGCUUGUGCAGUUGAGACCACAAAUGCUAUUCUAGCUGAUCUUGGGGAUAGGUGGUUCACUUUACUACUUGAUGAGGCUCGUGACUAUUCAGUGAAAGAGCAAAUGACAGUUGUUAUUAGAUAUGUGAACAAACAUGGAGAGGAGGCAAUCGACUCUUUAUUUGCUAAGUAUGAUUUGUUAGUGGCGAGAUUGAGGGGUCAAGGAUAUGAUGGUGCUUCAAAUAUGUCUGGAGAAUUUAAUGGCUUAAAGUCACUGAUAAUGAAAGAAAAUCCGUAUGCAUUGUAUGUUCAUUGUUUUGCUCAUCAACUCCAGCUAGUGGUUGUAGCUGUUGCUCAAGAAAAUCAAUAUGUUUGUGAUUUCAUGUGGAUUGUUGGUUCGAUUGUAAACACAUCUGCAUCAUCUUGCAGAAGGGCCGACAAACUUCGACAACUUGAACAUGACAGAAAAGUUAAACUUCUUGAAAGAGGAGAGAUUAGUUCUGGUAGAGGAGUAAACCAAGAAACUAGUCUAGCUAGACCUGGAGAUACACGAUGUGGGUCUCAUCAUUCAACUUUAUGUCGUAUUGAACAAAUGUGGCCAUCUGUUAUAAAGGUUCUUCAAAAUUUGAUUGAUGAUGGUGAUCGUUCUUCUAAGGGUUUAAGUAGAACUUUGGUUGAAAGAAUGGAGAGGUAUGAAUUUGUGUUUAUUCUACUAUUGAUGAAACGUAUAUUGGCAAUCACAAAUCAUUUGUCAACUGUUCUACAAGAGAAAGAUCAAAAUAUUGUGAAUGCGAUGUGUUUGAUCAAUAAUGUGAAAUGCAAAUUGCAAAAGUUGAGAGAUUUUGGAUGGGAUCUUUUACUUGAGGAUGUUAUCGAUAUUAUUCUACAGGAGAUGGAUAGUCGUUUCUCUGAAACAACUACAAAUUUGUUGAUUUAUAUGUCAUGCCUUGAUCCUAGGAACUCGUUCUCUAGAUUUGAUGUACAGAAGUUAGUGCAUCUAGCUCAUUUUUAUGAGGAUGAUUUUUCUUGGAAUGAGCGUAUGUUGGUUGAACAAGAGCUUGAAACAUAUAUUGAUGACGUCAGAUCAGAUGAACGAUUUGAAGGCAUUUCAUAUUUGGGAGCUCUUGCAAAGAAAAUGAUUGAAACAAUGAAGAACCGUGUAUUUCCUUUGGUUUAUCAGAUGAUUGAGCUAGCCUUACUUCUUCCAGUUGCUACUGCAACCGUUGAAAGAGUGUUUUCGGCAAUGAAUAUUGUCAAAACAGAUUUGUGA
This is a messenger RNA of Zingiber officinale, 2130 nucleotides long. Its product is annotated as zinc finger MYM-type protein 1-like. The transcript has 4 exons. The coding region runs from base 1 to 2130 and encodes 709 amino acids. The record is from RefSeq and is a predicted model, not a curated record. Lineage: Eukaryota; Viridiplantae; Streptophyta; Magnoliopsida; Zingiberales; Zingiberaceae.